CCUCAAAAUAAUACAACAAAUUCAAAUUUUAUGGUUUUUUUUUAUAAUAGAUUGUUUAUUUUUUCUGACAGUUGUAAUUUGUAUCCGUUGUAGUUCCACAGUAGUGUAAAUUUGUAAUAAUUAUAUACCGCGAUAUUGCCUUUGCCUUCUAUUACAAUUUGUAUAGCUAUUAUUGUUAUUAGUUACUGUAAACUGUUGAACUAUUUAAUUGUGUAUUAAUUUAAUAAUAUUAAGUAAGGCCUUACAUUUUCUCAAUUAAUAAUAAACAUUUUUGUAUUAGAUUAAAUUUAAAAUUUAAUAUUUUGUCAUAAUUUAAAUUUAUUUCAUUUCAUUUCAUUUUUUAGUUGAUUAUUUUAUAAUUUUUAAACUACUACUUCAUAGUGGUUAAUAUGAUUGGUGAAUCAAGAUCAGAGUUUAGACUUAAGAACCCGCCAGAAGAUGGAAUUUCAUCGGUGAAGUUUGGGCCUAAUUCAUCUCAGUUUUUAUUGGUUUCAUCUUGGGAUUGUUCUGUUAGAUUAUAUGAUGUCCAGGCGAAUAGUAUGCGUACAAAGUAUACACAUGAUAGGCCUGUGUUGGAUGUUAGCUUUCAGGUAUAGUCAUAGUUUUUAGAAAAUAAUAUUUUAAGAUGUACUUAAUAAUUAUUUAAUACAUUCAUUAUUAAAAUAUACUGCUAAGGCAGUUUUUUAAUUAUCUAAUUAAAAUAUUUAAUGAACAUAAUAAUUUUUCGUGAAGUACCUACCUAAAUAAUUUUUAGAUUCUAAGCAAAGCAAUGAAUGAUUUGGUUUUACUAUGUACUAUAUAUGUGUACCAUUUUUUUUAACCCAAACAGCUUUAACAUUAGAAAUCUUAUUGAGGGGUGGUUUCUGAUAAAACAUUUGGUCCAACAUAUAUAUUUUUUUUACGCAUUGUAGUGAAUAUUAUCCACCUCAAAGCUUGUUUAUUUUGAAAAACUACCUGUGCCUCUUUUGAGAGGUGGAUAAUGUAGUUUUUGCUUGUGUUCAAAGAGCUAAUUAAUCCUAUGCUUAAUUACAAAAAUAUGAUUUUUGUCAUUAUAGGAUGCUGUUCAUUCCUUUAGUGGUGGUUUAGAUAACAAGUUGAAAAUGUAUGAUUUAAACAGUAACUCUGGUAAGUCGAUUUUAUGAAUUCUAGAAACAAUCUAAGCUAUAAUAUUUUUUAUUGAAUUUUGUAUUUUAGAAAGUGUCUUGGGUUCACACGAUAACGCAGUGCGUUGUGUUGAAUUUUCCAAUGAAGUAAAUGUAGUUCUAUCUGGUGGUUGGGAUGGUAAUGUUAAAAUGUGGGAUACAAGAUCUUCACAGUGUGUAGGAACCCUCCCACAACCUGACAAAGUAUGUAUGAUAUUUAUUUUUAAAUUCUUAAUCUAUUUAUUCUAUAAUCAUGUAUCUAAUAAUACAUGUUUUACCUUAUAAGUCAUUUAUUCAGAGGGUAAAUGACUUAUGGAAACCAGUGUACCAAUGUUUAGAAAUCUUAUUAAUCAUUAGGAAAAUCAUGGUAUUCUAGAAUUUGGUAUACACAAUAUUAAUCAGUGAUUUUUCCUCUACAUUUAUUAUUAUUAAUUAUUAAUAUUAUUUAUCUUAUUUUAAAAUAUCUUAGGUUUUCACUAUGAGUAAUGUUGGUGAAAAACUUGUAGUGGGCACAGCUGGACGUAAAGUAUUUGUUUGGGAUUUACGAAAUACAGCUUACAUAAUGCAAAGAAGAGAAUCUAAUUUAAAGUUUCAAACAAGAUGUAUACGUUGCUCCCCAAAUAAACAAGGUUAUGUAUUAAGUAGUAUUGAAGGACGUGUUGCUGUUGAAUAUUUUGAUACAGCUCCAGAAAUUCAGAAGAAAAAAUAUGCCUUUAAAUGCCAUAGAAUAAAAGAUAAUGAUAUUGAGUGUAUUUAUCCGGUUAAUGCUAUCAGGUAAUAGUAUUGUAUAGAAUUACUUUAUUAUCCAGUGGUAUAAAUAUUAAUUAUGAAUAAUCACAAAUAAUAUUUUAAUAAAAAUAAAUGUAAGAAAAAAAGGAAACUUUAAAAACAGUUGUUGGAUGUGAUUGAGAAUUAUAUGAAGACGGGUGGAUGUGUACAAAGACAGUGUGGGGGAUUGGGUCUAGUGAAAGUUUUAAUUUGAUGAGGGUGGUCAGCAUUGUUGAUAUGAAGGCAAAGAGUAGUAUAAUGGUUACAAUUUACAAUCAUAAAGAUCGUAUACAAAUAUAGGUAGUAUAAAAUGUAUUUUUAGUCGCCCAAAUAAAAAGUAUUUAAUUUAUCCAUAACUGAAAAUUAAAUUAAAUAUAAUUAUAAAAUAUUAAUAAUUAUUGAGUAAAUAUUGUAUAUUUCAUGAUUGGUUUUGAUUAAUUGAUGACAAGUGGAACUGAGUUUUUUUGAUUUUUGUCAUAUAAUAUUUACUAGUUACAAUAUUAUACUAUUACCAUUGAUUAUACAAUAGAUAGCCCACAGUAUAGGAAUAUUUGUUUACUACCUUUGAAAUGCAACGACUAUGGAGUACUAGUCAUUUGCUUGAAAAUCAAUGGCAACAAAUCCAGUUUGCAUAGCAAUUGUAUCCUACAGAUAGUAGUUAAAUAUUUACAUUUCAUAAGGCUAUCAUGCUAUAACCAAUACAUUUUCUAAUAAUUUAAAAAUAGCUGACUAUAAUUAAUUCUGUACAAAUUUAAUUUAUCUUUAUCUUACACAAAUGGGUUUUGCUACUCUUAUUCUUGUCCUCCACAUCUUUGUCCAUUAAAAUAUCUUCAUGUCCUCAUAUCUACCCUAUUAGCUUCUGCCCUCAAUAUUUGGCCUCCCUUCAGUUGUUUCCAUAAAACUAAUAUCAAAUUAUAAUUAAUUCCCAUUUAAAAUAUUUAUCAAUUAUGUUAUAAUAUAAUGUGUUAAUAGUUUUCAUCAAGGAUUUAAUACGUUUGCUACUGGAGGUUCUGAUGGAUAUGUGAAUAUUUGGGAUGGUUUUAAUAAAAAGAGAUUAUGUCAAUUUCAUCGUUACAAUACAGGGAUCACGUCUCUGUGCUUUAGUCAUGAUGGUAAGUAAAAUAUUGUAUUUUAUUUAUUUAUUUAAUUGAGAUGUAAUAUUAAUGACUAUUUUCUUCAUAAGUUUUAAAAAUUGUUUGGCCAAAUUAAAAUAAACUAUGCAAAUACAAUAAAAUCUAAAUAAUUAAUAUUUAUUGGUUUCAUUGAAGGUUCUUCAUUGGCUAUUGGCAGUUCUUACAUGUAUGAACAAGAUGUGCAUCCAGAUCCAAUACCCGAAAAUAAUGUUUAUAUUAGGUAUGUUACAGAUCAAGAAACUAAACCAAAAUAAACAGUUUCUGACAAAUUGUAAAUUAAAUUUGUAAUUUAUUAAUUAUUAUUAUCAAUAGACUCUUAUAAAUCAUUAUAUUUUUAAUAUUAUUUUGUGACAAUUUUAGGUUCAAAAUCAAUCUAAAUAAAAGUUUAUAAUAAUUAACAGAUAUUAUUUAUUAUUAUUUCAACAGAAUUAAAUAUUGUAC
Molecule: messenger RNA, 3484 nt
Organism: Cinara cedri
Lineage: Eukaryota; Metazoa; Arthropoda; Insecta; Hemiptera; Aphididae
Source: the annotation of a GenBank genome assembly